Recurvomyces mirabilis is the source of this 1749-nucleotide messenger RNA. RefSeq lists its product as uncharacterized. NCBI's taxonomy places the organism in Eukaryota, Fungi, Ascomycota, Dothideomycetes, Mycosphaerellales, Teratosphaeriaceae. Gene Ontology annotation, molecular function: oxidoreductase activity; FAD binding. The transcript has 2 exons. Bases 1 to 1749 code for a protein of 582 amino acids. The record is from RefSeq and is a predicted model, not a curated record.
AUGAUACCCAAAGAAUCCCUACUUCCCGAUGACGUGGUCGUCAUCGCAGGAGGUGGGCCGAUUGGACUGGCCCUGGCACGAAUUCUCUCCCACCGCGGCGUUUCUUCGAUAUUGUUUGAGCGCAACCGAACAACCACCAGUUGGCCAAAGAUGGACUUGACGAAUGCACGUUCCAUGGAGCUAUUCCGCACUAUUGGACUUGCAGCUGAGCUGCGAAAGCACGGCGUUGACCCGGAUAUUGAUGCAGAUGUCCUCAUGUCCACAGGCAUGGGAAAGGAUUAUUUAUUGAGCAAGUGGGAACUUCCGGGCGUCCACAAAUUUGAACAACAGAUUAGGGAGUGUAACGACGGCACUCAGCCCCGUGAGGCCUGGCAGCGGAUCUCGCAAGCCGUGUUCGAGAAGUGGCUGAAAGCUAUAUGUGAUCGGGAUCCACGGAUCGAUAUACGCUUUGGCUGGACUGUGGAGAGUGUCUCGGAGGAAGAACAACGUGUAUUGACAACGGUCAGGGACCCUGAUGGCACCACACAUGUGUUCGUUUCAAAAUACUUGGCCGGUUGCGACGGUGGAUCCAGCAUUGUAAGACGAUCGCUCGCAAUACCCUUAGAAGGUGGACCGAUUCCAGUAAGAGCCACCCUAGUUCACUUCAAGUCCCGAGACCUUCAACGACUGCACAAACACGGUCGAUUCUGGCAUAUUUUUAUUACCAACCCUGCAGGAGGUCUCGGGGGAGCUAUAAUUGCUCAAGACGAGGUCGAUACAUGGACUACCCAUUUGUUUCUACCCGCGGACGUCGAGGACGAGACGGACAAUAUGAGUGCUGAAGAUGUGGUGGCUCGAGUGCUGGGCGGCAUGAACGACCCCUAUCCCGUCAAGAUUGACAGAGUUCUUGUCCGAUCCACGUGGCGACCGGUCAUAGCCGUCACUAAAAGCUGGUCUGGACCACACUGUCGCGUCCUACUGGCAGGAGAUGCCGCACAUCAAAACAUUCCGACUGGAGGGUACGGCAUGAAUAUGGGCAUAGCGGACGCUUUCGACUUGGGAUGGAAGUUGGCUGCUGUCGUGAACAAGUCAGGCGGCACUGACUUGCUCCGCUCUUAUGAACUGGAAAGAAAACCUGUUGCGGAGCGCAACGUUGCUCGUUCUGGUGACCACUUCAAAACCCAUGCGGAUUUGCAAACCCUGCUCACUCGGGAUGGAUCGGACCCUAACCACGUUGAUGAGGACACCGAGAAGGCGCGGGAGACACGGGUCAAGGUCGACGAGCACUAUCAGGAGCAUGAUGGCGAGAACAAAGAUUUCGGAAUCGAAAUGGGCUACCGCUACAAGUCUCACAUCAUCGUACCCGACAAAGACAGCCCUCCGCUGGCUGAACCUGAGUGGAAACCUUCUGCCUACACACCAACAACUUGGCCCGGCGGUCGCCCGCCCCACCUAUUCCUCAGCCACGGAGGCGCACUGUUCGAUGAGCUAGGCAAGGACUGGACUCUUCUGACAUUUGACGAUAACGCCCCUGGAGAAGAGCAUUUGGUAACAGCAGCUUCCAAGCUGUCCAUUCCCCUCAAAAUCGUGUCCUUGUCCCACGAGGCGCUAGCGAAGAGACUGUAUGAACGCAACCUUGUCCUUCUUCGACCCGAUCAGCACGUUGCGUGGAGAGCCAAUUCACUAGGUACAGAGGAUGAAGCACAGAGCGUGUGGAACGUGGUGACUGGCCAGACGGAGCGCGCAGAAAGCAACGGUGUAGCUCACUGA